Messenger RNA from Bemisia tabaci, 1254 nucleotides. The record is from RefSeq and is a predicted model, not a curated record. Lineage: Eukaryota; Metazoa; Arthropoda; Insecta; Hemiptera; Aleyrodidae.
GCAUUGUGGAUCUACAGACGGAUGGAUUUUCCUCAUUUUCAAAUAUCGAGUUGUUUCCUCAGUGAUGGAAUUACGUUCUUAAACAUUGUGUUUCCUCCUACCCUUCUUGAAAAUCAAAGAUGUUCCCAAUGGUUCCCCCACCUAAUCCAAUACUUUGUGAAGUACGCAUCUACUCCUUUAAAAUAGAAAGUGUUCGGCUGUGAUUAUGACUGACACCGUUAAAUCACUCGGCUCUGAUAAACAUCAAACUUUGAGCACAAAGAUUAUAACACGAGAGGAACCUGAGCAGAUAUUAAACAACCAUGAUCAUAAAAUUGUUGGAGAUCAUUAUUACGCUGUGGCUAUGGACGUCGAUCGUUUCUGCUCAACUACCAAUGCUAGGCCCAUGUCCUGAUGACGUCAUGUCAAUGCGCAACUUCUCUUUCGUUCAGUUUUUAGGAAUAUGGCAUGAGCAGUAUCGGUACUUUAUCAGAGGUGAGGAAGGCCACACAUGCGUUGUUUUAAGCUUGGAAAAUAAUGGCGAUGGAGCUAUCGGAAUAACUAUCUGGAACUAUGAUGAAUGUCUGGACAGAGAAACGGUAGUGAAGGGAACCGGCAAACUUGGCGGACGUGGCAGGGAUGAUGGCCGACUUCUAAUUUCAUUUUCUUAUGGUCCGGAUUUACCAUUUUGGGUGAUCGAUACAGACUACGUGACCUACGCUGCUGUGUGGGGCUGUAACGAUUAUUGCUCCAUCAAUUCCCAGUAUGCGUGGAUCCUGACUCGAGACGUUUGCCCGGACUCGGACGCCAUCCGAAAAGCCAUGCUGGCAUUCCGGAUUAAUGGGAUUGUGACUCGACCCCUGAUGCGGACGGGCGAUAACGUCUGCUUCCCCGAGGACACCGAGGAGGACGACUACGAUUGGUGACCGGUGGAGGUGGAGCUGACGACGAUGAUGAUGAUGACGAUGACGAUGACACCGGUGACGCAUGGGACAUGGCGUCCGGGCACAUCCUCCGAUCACCCUCGCGAUACCGAAUUUUUUCUCAUCGCCGGGGUUUCGAGACGCGUGUUUUUCAACCCUUGUGACGCUGUUUUUUCAUUCGGAAUUUUGGGGUGUAUCGUGGUUUUGAGGGAGGGUGGAGGCUGUAGGGUGAAAAGUGAUGGGUGUUCCUAGAAUCAAUGUCGACGACAAAAAAAAAACAAAAACAAAAACAAAAAAACGCAUUUCCUCUCGCGCCCACCUCGGUUGACAAAAUUCAGAUUUUUGUUUCUUU